CCAUACUAUACUAUCACAUUAUUGAUUUGGUGAUGUUGUGUUGAAAGCAGAUGUCCUGAUUAACUGUGCAUAAGUUGCUUUUGCCUAUAAGAGGUCACAGACAUUGUGUUGUUCAAUCAUCAUUGACUUUUAUGGAAGGAUGUCUUGUUUGGGUGUCUGCUGCAAUGAGUUCAUAAAUGACAGAAGACCAGAGAAGACUGUGGUUUCUAUGACAAUAGAGACACAAGCUGUUGGGUAGCAAGUUGAUAAGGGGAGAGCUGGCUGAGGAAAAGUGUUUGAGACCAUGUUUGGUAGGCAAUCCCUAAAGACAUCAGAUUUUAUGGAAAUGUCUUGUUGCAGACUAGAUAUCAUAUAUCUGCUAGUCGGAUGUGAGGGUGUGUGAGGAGGAGUAUAUAAGAGCAAGCUCACCACCUCACUUCAUCAGUAUCGAGGAUAUCGGUCAUCAUCAUGUUUUCAUUUUUUGUGACAGUUCUUGUGCUCAUUCAAGUCAUUGCUACUUGUGCUGGUCAAAGUGUGUCAGAUGAGAGAAAUCAGCAGACAUGUGUGUCUGCUGGUGUUCCUGGAGUACCUGGAUCACCUGGAGUUAAUGGAUCACCUGGACGAGAUGGAAUGAAAGGAGAAAAGGGGAUGAACGGAGAGAGAGGAUUAGUUGGAGAUGUCGGUGGUAAAGGUAAUGCUGGGAAGAUAGGUCCACAAGGUCCACAAGGCCCACGAGGGAUAAUUGGAGAAACAGGAAGGAAAGGAGAGAAAGGAGAAGCCAUGACACUCAACUGGAAACAGUGUGUGUGGAAUAGAGAGGAUGGGAAGGACAGCGGUCUGAUUCAGAACUGUAAUUUUAGGAAACAUGACAGCAAUUCAGCUCUACAUGUUGCAUAUGCAGGAAAUCUCAGGGUUUACUGCUCCAGUGGUGACUGCUGUUCUCGAUGGUAUUUUACAUUCAACGGUAACGAGUGCAGUGGACCUAUGACUAUUGAGGGAGUUGUGUAUAGUGGACUACAUGAUAGUCCUCAUCGUCACAGACAGAUUGAGGGAUACUGUGAGAACAUUCCAGCAGGUCAAGUCACAAUUGGAUUCAACAUUGGAAACUGUAACAAAUGGAGAUCAACAACCUAUGAUGGCUAUACAGGAUGGAUAUCAGUAUCUCGCAUUAUGAUUGCAGAAGUUCCUCCAUCACAAAAGUGACUGAAUUAGAGAGGAAGUAGAACAGUGUAGUUUGCAGUACGAACAAGUACGAGGUAGCUGAAGUAGGAGGCUGGAUUGCUGGUUUAAUUAUGUU
This is a messenger RNA of Corticium candelabrum, 1276 nucleotides long. RefSeq names its product collagen triple helix repeat-containing protein 1-like. Gene Ontology annotation, cellular component: extracellular matrix. NCBI's taxonomy places the organism in Eukaryota, Metazoa, Porifera, Homoscleromorpha, Homosclerophorida, Plakinidae. The transcript is spliced from 5 exons. Bases 448 to 1182 code for a protein of 244 amino acids. The record is from RefSeq and is a predicted model, not a curated record.